AUGGCGAUGAAGAUAUCGAAAGGAGUGAAAGUGAGGAUGAGGACCUCAUCCAUAGUGAAGCCAGAUGGCGAUGAAGAUGCCGAGUGGAGUGACAGUGAAGAAGAUGACUUCAUUGAUAAUGAAGGUGAGCUGGGCGGCGACGAAGAUGUCAAAUGGAGAGAUAAUGACGAUAUUGACCUCGUGGAUAGCGACGGUGAGCAAAAUAGCGAUGAAGAUGCCGAUUGGAUAGACAGUGAAGAUGAUGACUUCAUCGACAAUGAAGGUGAGCCGGAUGACGAUAAAGAUGUCGAGUGGAGAGAUAGUCACGAUGAUGGCCCCGUCGAUAGUGAUGGUGAGACUGAUGGUGAUGAAGAUAUCGAGUGGAGUGACAGUGAUGAUAAUUCUAUUGAUAGUGAAGGUGAGCCGGAUGGCGAUGAUGAUACCGAUGGGAGAGUCAGUGACGAUAAUGACCUCAUCAAUAGUGAAGGUAGGCCUCAUAAAAAUUACCAUAGAGAUUCACAUCAUAAUCAAGAUGAUGUAAACGGCUCUCCCUGUUCUAAAGGUGAGCCAGAUGGCGAUAAAGAUGUCGAGUGGAGGGACACUAAAGAUGAUGACCUUAUCGAUCGUAAAGGUGAGCCGGAUGGCGAUGAAGAUGUCGAAUGGAGAGACAGUGACGAUGAUGACCUCGUUGAUGAUGAUGGUGAGCGAGAUAGCGAUGAAGAUGCCGAUUGGAGAGACGGUGAAGAUGAUGACUUCAUGGAUAGUGAAGGCAAGCCGGCUGGCGAUGAAGAUGUCGAAUGGAGAGACAGUGACUAUGAUGACCUAGUCGAUAGUGAUGGUGAGGCACAUGGCGGUGAGGAUCUCGAGUGGAGUGACAAUGAUGACAUUUCUAUUGAUAGUAAAGGUGAGCCGGAUGGUGAGAAAGACACCGAUUGGAGAGACAGUGAGGAUGAUGACCUCAUCGAUAAUGAAGGUGAUGGCGAUGAAGAUGUCGAGUGGAGUGGCAGUGAAGAUGAUGACUUCGUUGAUACUGAAGGUGGACAGGAUGUCGAUGAAGAUGUCGAGUGGAGAGACAGUGACCAUGAUGACCUCGUUGAUAAUGAUGGUGAGCCAGAUGGCGAUGAAGAUGUCGAGUGGAGAGAUAGUGAAGAUGAUGACUUCAUCGAUAGUGAAGGUGAGCAGGAUGGUGACGAAGAUGUCGAAUGGAGAGACAGUGACGAUGAUGACCUCGUUGAUAAUGAUGGUGAGCCAGAUAGCGAUGAAGAUGCCGAUUGGAGAGACAGUGAUGAUGAUGACUUAAUCGAUAGUGAAGGUAAGCAGGAUAAUGAUGAAGAUGUCGAGUGGAGAGACAGUCACGAUGAUGGCCUUCUCCACAGUGAUGUUGAGCCGGAUGGUGAUGAAGAUAUUGAUGGGAGAGACAGUGAAGAUAAUAACCUCAUUGGUAGUAAAGGUGAGCCAGAUGGCGAUGAAGAUGUCGAGUGGAGAGAUGGUGAAGAUGAUGACUUCAUCGAUAGUGAAGGUAUGCCAAGUGGCGAUGAAGAUGUCGAAUGGAGAGACAGUGACGAUGAUGACCUCGUUGAUAAUGAUGGUGAGCCAGAUAGCGAUGAAGAUGCCGAUUGGAGAGACAGUGAUGAUGAUGACUUAAUCGAUAGUGAAGGUGAGCGACAUAGCGAUGAAGAUGCCAAGUGGAGGGAAAAUGAAGAUGAUGACUUCAGCGAUAGAACAGGUGAACUGGAUGGUGAUAAAGACACCGAAUGGAGUGACAGUGAGGAUGAUGACCUCAUCGAUAGUGAAGGUGAGCUAGAAGGUGAUGAAGAUAUCGAGUGGAGGGACAGUGAGGAUGAUGACCUCAUUGAUAGUGAAGGUGAGCCAAAUGGCUAUGAGGAUGUCGAGUGGAGUGACGGUGGUGAUGACUCUAUUGAUAGUGAGGGUGGUUCUGAUGAUAGAGAUUGGGACCAGAAUGAAGAUGACUACUCUUUCGGCACUGAGGACGACCCUUAUGAAAGUGAACAUCCCAAACAGAAUGAAAGAAAUGCUGAUGACUCCUCUUCUGAAGAUAUCGAAGGUGCUCUCGAUGCUAGAGACGACUUUCCAGAAACCGAAGCUUCAGAUCCAGAUACCGAAGAUAUUCGAAACGUCCCUAAAUUUGUGGAGCAUCACGCGCAAUUUGAGGAUACAGAGUGGAGUGAUGAUGAUGACAAGGAGGGUUCUGGAGGCUUUGGAGUUCAUAAUAAUAAUGAAGGCAUAGAAACUGCAUGGUGGAAUGACAACAAUGAAAACACUUUCGAUGAGUUUGAAAAUAAUUUGGAGGAAAUCUGAAACUUAAAGUGGAAUGAGGACUUUUCUUUUUUUUCAUGAUAAUGAUGUUAAUUUGAUAACUGUCAACUUGCUUUCGUGGAAUCUAUAUUUGCGGGAGGGGGGUCUUUGAUCAAGAUUUUGCAGUGAAGGAAAUAUGUGGCCAAUGAAUGAGUGGAAAUUUUGGUUUCUUUUUCUUAAAGUACAACUCCUUCUUCAGUUCUGGUAUUCAUAACAAUAAAACUCUUUGACAGGUUGACAA
Molecule: messenger RNA, 2536 nt
Organism: Pocillopora damicornis (cauliflower coral)
Lineage: Eukaryota; Metazoa; Cnidaria; Anthozoa; Scleractinia; Pocilloporidae
Source: RefSeq, a predicted model, not a curated record